AUGGGAAUCGAACCGCCGAGCGACGCGGCAAAGAAGAUGACGCCCUCGACGCUGGACCUGCUGGUCUUGACGUUCAACUGCGCGGCGAAGCUCAUCAACGUGCCUGUUUUCGCGGGUCAUUUGCAGACUGCUCUGGCGCGGAAUGCCGCGGAACUGCCAGAGGUGGUUGUCCUAUCGCUACAAGAGAUUGCCCCCCUGAGCUAUGCCUUCAUUGGAGGGGACUACUUCCUGAAACCGUACGUGGAACGGUUUGAAGAGGCAAUCAACCUCGCGGCUUCACUGCAUUCACAGAAUGGAGAGAGCGACAGCACCUCAGAAGCUGCUGCUACUUGCAAUCCUACAUCACAGUUACUGUCACAGUCACAAUCACAGAGUGGGAGAAGUCACUAUACGCUCAUCAGAAACCUCAAUGUGGGGUACACAGCUAUUAUGAUGUUUGCCAGAGAUCCAGCCCGUCUCAAGGACAUCCAAGAGGCCGAAGUAGGAUUCGGUGCUGCUGAGAUGGGCAACAAGGGGGCGGUCGGCCUAAGAGCGCUGUACGAGGUUGGCGGAGAAUCAACAGAGCUGACGUUUGUGGCGACGCAUCUGGCCGCCAUGGAGUGGAAUCUGCCGCGGCGCAACGCCAACUGGGGCGCCAUCAUGCGCGGGUUGACGUUUGAGAAUCCGGAAGAGGUGUUGAGCAAGAUGAGGCGGGACGCCGAAUCGAGGAGCCAGAGCUUGUCGUCCGAGGAGAGCGAUGCUUCGGAGCAGGCCCGCUUGCUGCGUGAGGAGCACCACGAGCAGGACCUCCGGCUGCAGCAGCAGUUUCACAACCUUUCCGUCUUCAAGCCGUCGUCUCAUUUGUUUGUUGCCGGAGAUCUCAACUACCGAAUUUCCACCACGUCUCCGACGGCCUAUUCUGCGUUCCCGAAUCUGGAUCCCGGAUCAGAAAACUACUACACAAACUUCUUGCACCUCGAUCAGCUCACUCGUGAGCGGUUGGCUGGCCGCACGCUCCAUGGCAUGUCAGAGCAACCCGUAGCCUUCCCGCCGACUUACAAGUACGUCGUGGACUCCAAGACGCCUCCUCCCGGGACCGCCGGCAGCUCCGUCGAUGAGGUCAAGUGGGAGUUUGCCUCGCACCGGUACCCCGCCUGGACAGACCGCAUCCUGUAUCUCGAACUCCCGUCAUGGAUCGACUCAAAGAUGAAAGUCCGGGCCUACGAUGCGCUGCCGGUCAUCCGGACCAGUGACCACCGCCCCGUAUUCCUCCGCGUCGACGUGCCACUCAUCUCGCCCGAGGACCUUGCCCCCCCAGUUAGCGAAGUUGCUUCCGGAUCCGCUUCGCCCGGUGGCAGCGGCGUUGAUCCGCGCGUGCGGCUACCUGUGGAGAUUGAUCCGGAGGCCUGGGAUCGCAGAGUGGCUGCGCGGCGGCGCGAGAUCGCGGCCGGGUGGACCAUGUUUCUCUGGAGCACGAGGCAAGGGGCGUAUAUUCUGGGCUCGCUACUGGCCACAGGUGCCAGCGGAUACUGGCUGUACCGUUAUGCAUACAUGUGA
Trichoderma breve is the source of this 1536-nucleotide messenger RNA. RefSeq lists its product as uncharacterized. Lineage: Eukaryota; Fungi; Ascomycota; Sordariomycetes; Hypocreales; Hypocreaceae. The record is from RefSeq and is a predicted model, not a curated record. Gene Ontology annotation, molecular function: phosphatidylinositol-4,5-bisphosphate 5-phosphatase activity. Bases 1 to 1536 code for a protein of 511 amino acids. The transcript is spliced from 2 exons. Gene Ontology annotation, biological process: phosphatidylinositol dephosphorylation.